Dothidotthia symphoricarpi CBS 119687 is the source of this 1500-nucleotide messenger RNA. RefSeq names its product Isochorismatase hydrolase. NCBI's taxonomy places the organism in Eukaryota, Fungi, Ascomycota, Dothideomycetes, Pleosporales, Dothidotthiaceae. The record is from RefSeq and is a predicted model, not a curated record. The transcript has a single exon. Bases 432 to 1376 code for a protein of 314 amino acids.
UGAUCAGACGUGAGGAGGAGUUGGUGUGAAGAUGGAUGAAGGGGGAGGCGGCUUCCGGCGAAUGACGGCUUGUGGAGCUUCGACACCAGUACCAUAUCUUCACCUCCAACGCUUGGACAUCCAGUUGACACACACGCCAGAGUCGCGCGUAUACAAGGCCUUCCAUCGUUAUCUCACCCAGCUUUGUCAUAAUUCUCUUAGACACUCCUAUGCGCCUCGGAGUCUGUCUUCGCGUAGAAACGUACCCCGCAUUUCGGCUUCGCAACCUUCCCUUUUUCCUUUGACGUCUUUCAAAACACCUCCAACUAACAGCUAUCAUUCCCCCUACUCCAAGUCAGUCAGUCACACAGUCAUUAUGAGUUCAAACCAGUCAAGCCGCAUCAUCAGCGCCAGCACAUCAAGGCGAAAGAUGAUUCGCUCACCGCCUCCCCAUGUCCAUCUUCCCUAAGCCAAGCAUAGAUAGGGCAAGGACGCCGCCGCCGCACAACCAUGUUUUUUCUUUGUACACCUUUUCAAAUUCUCUCCAAGUCAUCAUCAUCAUCUACACAUUUCCCCCAAAGCAGAGAGACGGUUUCACCCACACCAUGACAUCCCAAAUCCCCACCUCCGUCCCCUACGCCUGGCCCCACGACGCCUCCCUCUCCCCCCGCACAACCGCCCUCCUCAUAAUAGACAUGCAGCGCGACUUCCUCAGUAUAGGCGGCUACCUCGACUCCCAAGGCUACUCGGUCACGCGCUUCCAGUCGCUGAUCCCGGUGCUCGUGUCCCUGCUGUCCGCCUUCCGCUGCGCAAACUUCCCCAUAUACCACACGCGCGAGGGCCACGCGCCACAUCUAGCCACCGUUUCGUCGCGCGAGCUGCACAGAUCGAGCGUGAAUGGCGCGCCGAUAGGCUCGCAUGGCCCGCUGGGGAAACUACUCGUAAGGGGCCAGAGAGGUCAUGAUAUUAUCGCCGAACUGCAGCCUUUGUCCGACGAGCCGAUAAUCGAUAAGCCGGGGAGGGGCGCGUUUACGAAUACCGAUUUGGAUCUGGCGUUGCGGAUGAGGGGGAUACGGAAUUUGGUGGUUUGUGGGGUGACGGCGGAUGCGUGUGUUAGUAGUACGGUGAGGGAGGCGAGCGAUCGGGGAUAUGAUGUGCUUGUGGUGGAAGACGGGGUGGAGAGUGUGAGUGAUGAGCUGAAGAAGUGGAGUCUGGAGGCUUUGAAGGUCGAAGGGGGCUUGUUUGGUGUGACGGGAAAUUAUGAAGCAGUUAAGGAGGCUGUGGAGAGUUGGAUGGGUAAAACCACCACCAAUGGCAUGAACGGGGAUAAAGCGAAUGGCAAAGAAAGUUACGAUUCAAGGUGGUACUAUGAGAAAAAGAAGGGUAGCGAUGGGUGAUGCAAGUGUCGGGAGACAUUACACGAACGAGGAGACAAACGAGUUCAAGUGCAUGAUAUGUGUAUUGCAUUGAUUGAUUGUAAUCAAGAGAGAUCCAAGUCUCAAGUCAUGAGGCCUUUCCAGA